AUGGACUUUAAUGCUUUAGAGUCGUUGUUAAGAGGGGUAGUGGUGGGAGAUGUCGAUCGUGAUAAAGUGGAGUGGAUAUGUGAUAAUUUUGGUGUCUUUACAGUUGCCUCUUGUUAUGAUUUCUAUGCUUCUUUUCGUACUCCUAUUGGUCCACCUAAUAGGUACGACAUUUCAUUGGAGAACAUUUGGAAGAUGGAGGUUCCUUUCAAGAUAAAGACAUUGGGAUGGAGACUUUUUGUAAAUAGUCUUCCUACGAAGGAUCUCUUAAAGAUUAGAGAGUUGGAGGGUAGGGACCAAUCUUUUUUUAAGUGCAAUAUUGUGAAGAUUAUUUGGAAAGAAAUAGCGUUAUGGGUUGAUAAAUCGUAUGUUUCGGAGGAGGAGUGCCUUUCGAGUUUUGGAGAUUGUUACUAUAUUAGAGAGAUUCUUAUCGAACGAGCUUAUGGUAAUAGAGCUUCCACUUGUGAUGGCAUAGUAUGUUUUAAGAUUGAUAAUUCUUCGGCUGUGUUGUGUAACCCUUUCAUUCGAAAAUUCAAAAUAUUGCCUCCUUUAAAAUAUCCUUCUGGUGAAAUAUUUUAUACCUUAGUGCAUGACCGUUUCAUUAAUAAUUAUAAGAUUAUUGCGGUUAAUUGCACGCGUAGUAGCAAAAUAGAAGUCAACGUUCAUAUUUUGGGUACAAAUCAUUGGAGAAGGAUUCGGGACUUCCCAGAUCCUAACCUUAUUCUUGUGUCUAGAUUGGGAACGUUUGUGAAUGACUCUCUUAAUUGGUUGGUAUAUUCUGCUGCACCAUUCAUUGUUUCUCUAGAUUUGGAGAAAGAGUCUUAUGAAAAGCUUGCAUUGCCGGUGUCUUAUCAAAAGCUUGCAUUGCCGGUCUUUCCUAAUAUUUCCUCUUUUAUGACCUUAGGGACAUUGAAGGGUUGUUUGUCCCUCAUCUUUGAUAAGAGGGACAAGUCUUGUGAUGUUUGGAUUAUGAAAGAAUACGGUAAUGAAAAGUCUUGGACUAAAUUGUUAACUGUUCCUCACAUGAAAGAAUGUGACUUUUAUUGCUAUAUCAGAGCAUUAUAUAUUUCAGAGGAUGAGAAAGUGCUGAUGGAGUGUAAGAAGAUGGGAAUAAAUAGUUUGGUUGUUUAUGAUUCCAUAAAUAAUACUUUUAUGAUUCCUGAAUUUCAAAACUACAUCUCCACUGAGAUGACACCAGAAGUAUAUGUUGAGAGUUUGAUAUCACCUUUGUAG
This is a messenger RNA of Vicia villosa (hairy vetch), 1230 nucleotides long. RefSeq names its product F-box/kelch-repeat protein At3g23880-like. NCBI's taxonomy places the organism in Eukaryota, Viridiplantae, Streptophyta, Magnoliopsida, Fabales, Fabaceae. Bases 1 to 1230 code for a protein of 409 amino acids. The transcript is spliced from 3 exons. The record is from RefSeq and is a predicted model, not a curated record.